Lotus japonicus is the source of this 1453-nucleotide messenger RNA. RefSeq names its product porphobilinogen deaminase, chloroplastic-like. The transcript has 5 exons. Gene Ontology annotation, biological process: heme biosynthetic process. Gene Ontology annotation, cellular component: cytoplasm. The coding region runs from base 150 to 1184 and encodes 344 amino acids. The record is from RefSeq and is a predicted model, not a curated record. Lineage: Eukaryota; Viridiplantae; Streptophyta; Magnoliopsida; Fabales; Fabaceae. Gene Ontology annotation, molecular function: hydroxymethylbilane synthase activity.
AUAUCCAAUCUAAUCCAUCAUCAUCUCCGUAUUCUCAUCAUCACAGUGCAGAGGUUUCGUCUCAAACAACGUUCUGGUUCUGUUGUGCUCAUACACACUCAACUCACUCACUGUAACACUGUUCUCUGUUCUUCUCUUUGAAAACGAGUAUGAAUUCCCUUUCUCCAAUCACACUCCAUGCCCCUUUCUCCACAAGAUAUGGCCGCGUUUCCGUCAAGGCCUCCAUUGCUGUUGAGCAACCCACUAAGCUUGCUCUCAUCAAAAUUGGUACCAGAGGAAGUCCACUAGCUCUAGCUCAGGCUUAUGAGACCAGAGACAAACUCAUUGCAUCACACUCAGAGCUAGCGGAAGAAGGGGCUAUUCAGAUUGUGAUAAUUAAAACAACAGGUGACAAAAUACUCUCGCAACCGCUUGCAGAUAUUGGCGGGAAGGGCUUGUUCACCAAAGAAAUAGAUGAGGCGCUCUUAAACGGUGAAAUUGACAUUGCUGUCCAUUCCAUGAAGGACGUUCCUACUUACUUACCUGAUAAAACAAUUCUACCGUGCAACCUUCCGCGUGAGGAUGUUAGAGAUGCAUUUAUAUCCUUGAGUGCAGCUUCGCUAGCUGAUCUUCCCGCUGGAAGUGUCAUUGGUACUGCUUCACUAAGACGGAAGUCUCAGAUACUCCACAGAUAUCCAUCUCUAAAUGUGCAAGAUAAUUUCCGGGGCAAUGUCCAAACCAGGUUGAAAAAACUCAAUGAGGGAGUUGUCAAAGCUACACUAUUGGCAUUAGCCGGACUCAAACGGUUAAAUAUGACAGAAAAUGUUACUUCAACCCUCUCGAUUGAAGAAAUGCUUCCAGCUGUGGCCCAAGGCGCGAUUGGAAUAGCAUGUAGAAGUGAUGAUGAUAAAAUGGCAGAAUACAUUGCAUCAUUGAACCAUGAAGAAACAAGGCUGGCUGUGGUAUGUGAAAGGGCCUUUCUUCUGACUUUGGAUGGGUCUUGCCGCACCCCUAUUGCAGGCUAUGCUUCCAGAAACGAAGACGGAAAUUGCUUAUUUAGAGGAUUGGUUGCUUCCCCGGAUGGAACUCGUGUGCUGGAGACAUCUAGGGUUGGUCCAUAUGCUGUUGAAGAUAUGAUUGAGAUGGGUAAGGAUGCUGGCAAGGAGCUUCUUUCUCGAGCUGGACCUAACUUUUUCAGUAGUUAGCAACAGUUUAAAAUGCUAGUGUUUAUGGAAGUUUCUUGGUCUGUUUUUAGGUCAUUGUCUCCCACGUUAAUCCCUCUCCCAAGUUAAUCCAAUUUUUUUACCUGUUGUAACUUUGAAGUAGAUUAAUGUUGAGAUGAGAUUGAGAAAGUGGACCUCUCAUUAGGGUCAAAGUGUUGUAUUUUAGAGAUUGGAAUGCCAUUUUUUUUUGUAACUUGUAUAAUUUCCACUAUAGUCAACUCUGAAGAGUUCAUGCUAGUUUCAUUGCCUCA